UUUGGAUAGCGGGAGAUGUCUUGGAGUGACAGUGGAUCAACGGUGGAUACUUUCGUCAGACUCAAGCUAAAAAUACGGACAGUUGGAAAUCAAGCUAGUUCGCUGACUUGCGUGAAGGAAGAAAUUGAAAAGACUGGAUCAUAGCUAACUGCCGAAAUAUAAACAAAGAUUUCUUCGUAAAAUAACGGCUGCAUAUUUAAACUGUCUGUGUUUGCAUACAAUUGUUACACUGAAGACUAAGAAAGAAAGGGGGUCGUGGUCUCUAGAAGUUUGCUAAAGCCACGCUGUCGGCUAGCGGUGUUGCCUGGCUCAGAAGUUACACUCGAGGGGAGCAGUGCAGCCAUGGACCGUCCUGUCUCUCUCCAGCUCUAUAAGGCAGCCAUGUUGCUGAGUGGGGUUGGUGAUGCUCUGGGUUACCGGAACCAGUUGUGGGAGUACAACGAAUCAGGCCCAACGAUCCAUAAGGAGCUUCAAGAGCUUGGUGGGCUUCAGCAUAUUGCCGUAGAACUUCCUGAUUGGCCGGUUAGUGAUGACACUGUUUUACACCUGGCAACUGCAGAGGCUCUUGCAACUGGAAAGGAGGGAGACCAGCUUCUGCAUGAUGUGGCUUUCCGCUACACAGAAGCAAUGAAGGACAUGGAGGGCAGGAAGCCAGGACCUUCAAGCAUUUUAGGGGUGUCCCAGUUGAGACCAGGAUGUGACGGUGGCUACAGGGUGCCCUAUAACCCAGAGGGGACAGGUUGUGGGGCUGCAAUGAGGUCCAUGUGUAUUGGUCUGAGGUAUCCUCAUCCUGACCAGCUCCAAUCUCUGGUCUCCGUAGCUGUGGAAACUGGACGGAUGACCCACCCUCAUCCCACUGGCUUCUUGGGUGCUGUUGCAUCUGCGCUUUUCACCUCGUAUGCUGUCCAACGCCGACCUAUCAUGAGCUGGGGGUUGGGUCUGGUGAAGGAGGCCUGCCCAGUCGCAAAGAGUUUUGUCCUGUCACAGGGCUAUGCAGUGGAGGAGACACUGAGAGACUGGGAUUACUUCACUGAGAAAUGGACAUGGUACCUGGCCGAGAGGGGUCUCUCAUCAGGGGUGGGGCCUGCAUGCUGGCCCCACCCCUAUGGGCCAGUUGAGAGAGACCUGGCCUACAAGAGCUUCAGCCUGUCUGGUUGGGCAGGCCGCAGCGGACAUGAUGCUCCUAUGAUUGCCCUGGACUCAUUGCUUGGGGCGGGGUCUGACUGGGGAGAACUCAUGAGUCGAGCAGGUUUUCAUGGAGGUGACAGUGACAGCACUGCUGUGAUAGCAUGUUGUUGCUGGGGUCUGUUCUAUGGUACUGAGGGCGUUCCUGAGUGUAACUACCGUAACCUGGAGUACAGGGACAGGCUGGAGAGCAGUGCAGAGAAACUGUAUGCACUUUCACACUGACAUAGAGGGAGUAUGGAGUAUUGAUGAAUGCACUGAGUUCAAAUUAAAUGUGAUUUAUGUGCACUAAUUACAUUUAAAUGAAACUUAAAUUACACUUGACUUACAUUGCACAAUACAUUAGAUUAACAAGUUUCACUGUGCUUUUUUACUGCUUUAGUUUACUUUUGGCAGUAUAAUAGCUUGUGGUAAUAUUUGAUAAUCAUACUUGAAAGUAGAAGUCACAAUCAACAAACUGUACAUCACAUUUUCAGUGAAGGGCUACAAUAAAGAUGGAACUAUAGUAUAGAGUAUACUCUUGCUUCAUAGUCCUGUAGAACUUUCCCACUGUUGUUUCGUACUCUGUGAUCAAUGUUCAUUACAUAUCAACCAAUUAUGUCUGAUAUAUACUCACUGAGCUCUUUAUCUACUUAUUCAAGCGAUUAUCUAAUCAGCCAAUAAUGUGGCAGCAGUGUAAUGAAUACAGUCAUGUAGACAAAGGUCAGGAGCUUUAGUUAAUCACAUCAGAUGGUUUCACAUCAACCAUCGGAAUGGGGAAAAAGUGUCAUUUAAACCGUGGAAUGAUUGUUGGUGGCAGACAGGUUAGUAUCUCAGAAACUGCUGAUUUCCUGGGAUUUUCACUCACACUAGUCUUUAGCGUUUGCAAAGAAUGGUGUCAAAAACAAACAAAAAAUCCUGUGAGUAGCAGUUCUGCAGACAGAAACACCUUGUUAAUGAGGGACAUCAGAGGGGAAUGGCCAGACUGGACAAAGCUGACAGGAAGGUGACAGUAACGCAAAUAACCACACAUUACAACAGUGGUAUGCAGAAGAGCAUCUCUGAACACACAAUGUAUCAUAACUAAGGCUACAGCAGUAGAAGUCUAAAAUACCUAAAAGUGCUUGGUGAGUAUAGAUUACUAUCUGUUGUUUAUUAUAUGCAGCCUUUUUUCUUCAUUUUUACUAAGGGUGCCAAUAAUUCUGGAUCUAACUGUAUGCCUUUAAGAAAAGUGCAAUCUGGGUUGGUUUUUGACAAAUUGGUGCACUGAGGCACAGAGCACGCCCUCUUGCUGUGAGGUUCUACCAUUGUUGCACAGGAAGUGAACUGCCCCCACAUGUUGUGAGUUUUUUCCCUCUGUUUGCCUGUAAAGGUGCAAUGCAAAUACAAUUGAAUUGGCUAUAUUGUUAUUUCAGAACAAUGGAGUAUUGGCAACAGGUUCUAGCUCUAAUGAUUCUAUGGUAUGGUGAUAGUAACUGUUGUUCAGUUGGGGCGGGGCCAGAUUUAAAGAAUACUGUGUUAGGGUAGAGUAUCCCGGGACUGACUCCCAGCAGCAGAAAGAACUCGGGGUGAGUUGAGUAAAUAGAGACAUAAGACAGACAGACCUGUAGUUGGCUGUGUUCAUCAUAGUCGUAUUUAUUUUGGGAUGUAAAGAGACUAGAGACUGUUGAAUGAUGGUCCAUUGGGUAGGUUUGCAAAAAUCCCACAAUUAUGCACAAUCAAUAAGCAUGCAUUGAUGAAUGCGUGUUUGGUAUGCUUGGCAAUACUCAAGCUUCAUUUCUGGUCUCAGUCUGUUAAACCACUGCAUUACUGUGCAUCAUCCACCCACUGGUGUGAAAUGGCACUGAAGCACUGCG
Molecule: messenger RNA, 3020 nt
Organism: Conger conger (European conger)
Lineage: Eukaryota; Metazoa; Chordata; Actinopteri; Anguilliformes; Congridae
Gene: adprh
Product: ADP-ribosylarginine hydrolase
Exons: 8
Coding region: 343-1410 (355 amino acids)
Biological process (GO): protein de-ADP-ribosylation
Molecular function (GO): magnesium ion binding; ADP-ribosylarginine-[protein] hydrolase activity
Source: RefSeq, a predicted model, not a curated record